Messenger RNA from Hippocampus zosterae (dwarf seahorse), 3162 nucleotides. RefSeq names its product arginyl-tRNA--protein transferase 1. Gene Ontology annotation, cellular component: cytoplasm. Gene Ontology annotation, molecular function: arginyl-tRNA--protein transferase activity. Lineage: Eukaryota; Metazoa; Chordata; Actinopteri; Syngnathiformes; Syngnathidae. Gene Ontology annotation, biological process: protein arginylation. The transcript is spliced from 13 exons. The coding region runs from base 91 to 1731 and encodes 546 amino acids. The record is from RefSeq and is a predicted model, not a curated record.
UUGCCUCAAGGUGGUGCGCUAUAGUACUUGUCUGGCCGGCGACUUCCUUCUAGCCUGCACCCUCAUCUGUCAUCGGUUUUUGGACUAAACAUGGCUGGAAACAAUUGCUAUACGAUUGUAGAAUAUUUCGGUGGGGACGACGGUUACCGCUGUGGUUACUGCAAAAAUGAAAAGGGAAACUUUUCUCAUGGUAUGUGGUCUCACACCAUGACAGUACAAGACUACCAAGACCUCAUAGACAGAGGAUGGAGAAGAAGUGGAAAAUAUGUUUACAAGCCCAUAAUGAACAAGACCUGCUGUCCACAAUAUACCAUCAGAUGCCAUGCUGCAAAAUUCCAGCCUACCAAAUCCCAUAAGAAAAUCUUGAAGAAGAUCAAUAAAUAUAUUUGCAAAGGAAUAUUGACGAAAGAGAGUGAACCUGGGGAACUAAUGGAUUCAGUGUGCGAAGUCGAAGGUCCUCAAGAACCAAGUAAAGGAAUUGAGUGUGCUAUUACAGACAUUCAGAAGGAGGUAGCAGAGUUUCCCGCUGUCACAAAUGUCAAGUUGAAUGAGGCAGAUGUCACACCCACUGUCUCAGAGCCACCUCGAAAAGAGCCGGGAUCUGUCCUGGAUGGCAGAACAACAGUCACAGCUCCUAAACCUGGUAUAGGACUUGACCCCAACCGACCCCCUUGUCGCAAGGCCAAAGAUUUAAGAAAAGAGCGCCGCCAUCAGAAGGAGCAGUUGAAAAACAGCGGUGUUGGGGUCUCCUCCACCUUGACCACUAGUCCUCCUACUGCCACUCCGACAAACCAAACCAAAACUCUGGAAGAUUUCCUGACAGAGACAUGCCCUGACAGUCCAUCUCAUUGCCUUGAGGUGAGGCUAGUGCGCGCCAAUCCCCCUUGCCCGCAGUUCAAAGCCUCUUUCGACGCCUCCUACCAGGUGUACAAACUCUACCAGAUGGCAAUUCACAAGGACCCUCCUGACAAACCCUCCGAGAGCCAGGUGAGGCUAGUACGAGUCAGCUUUGAGGACCCCCACUUUACAGCAUCAUAUCAGCAGUCUGUGGCCCUGUACACCCGAUACCAGAUGGCCAUUCAUGGGGAUGAUCCCAGCGAAUGUAGUGAGAGUGAGUUCCGGCGAUUUCUCUGCGAUUCACCGUUAGAGGCAGAGUACUCUGUCGAUGGGCCCGAGAUGGGUUAUGGCUCCUUUCACCAGCAGUACUGGCUAGAUGGCCAGAUAGUGGCAGUGGGAGUGAUCGAUAUCCUGCCUACUUGCGUGUCAUCUGUCUACCUGUACUACCACCCAGACUUUGCCUUCUUGUCUCUGGGCUCCUACUCUGCUCUCAGGGAGAUUGCUUUCACAAGGCAGCUACAGAAGUCGUCACCAAAGCUGUCCCACUACUACAUGGGCUUUUACAUUCACUCCUGUCCCAAGAUGCGAUAUAAGGGACAAUACCGGCCUUCAGAGCUGCUCUGCCCAGAAACCUAUGUCUGGGUAACCAUUGAGCAAUGCCUUCCACACCUGGAAAAUUCCCGAUAUGCUCGUUUCAACCCAAAUCCUGAUGAAGGAGAUGCUCGGGUCUUGAAAGACGUGGGCAGAGCGCUGGUGCUACACAGACGGACCGUCAUGCCCUACGCGGUCUAUUCCCGCAAACAGAAAGGCUCUCGCGAUGAGACAGAUGUGAUAGAAUUUGCUAGUUUGGUUGGUCAAAAUUGUGCUGAAAGGAUCUUGCUUUACAGAGCCUAACUCUGAUGAAUCACACCACUGAGGCAUUUAAAAACCACCUCCCAGCAACUGUGUCACUGAAACCUAAUUUCAGCCAAGCAGUACAAUGGAGCUUCAGUACAGUACAGAUCAUUUUGUCAAGUUUGGCAAAUGAUUAACACCUUGCCAGUUUUUCCCCUUUUUUCCCCCAGCAGCCUGUCGUAAUUGCCAACCACAGUACUACGCUACUGAUGACAUGGCACUAGGUGCACUGCUCUGCAAUGGUUGGUCAGUGGACCAUCAUUACUUCAAUGUGACAUGAAUGGGUGUUUAAACCAAUCUUCUUACUUGAUUCAUCCCGAUCGUUUGUCUUUUUGAUUGAUUUUUACAUUAAUUUUUGGUGGUCAGAAAAUGCAUUGUCUGUAUUCCACAAAUGAAUUGCAGCAGGCCACCCCGUCCACAAAACAAUGAUGCAACAUUGAACAGUUGCAUCUCUGCAUUUAGAAAUUUAGAGAAUGACAAUUCAAGUCACCCGUAAAUAAUGAAAGUGCAUUUUAGGUUCACCCUGAAGUUUUAGAUGGCAGCCUAAUAUCCAAAGCUUUUUGCACGUUAUGUAUUUUCUGACACUUACAAGAAGCAAGCUUAAGACAGUCAAUGCACUGGCUCUACUCCCCUGCUCCGAAUGCACAAAGGGUCCCGGGUUUGAAGGCACCAAAUUUUCCCCACAAUUUAACAUGACCCUUGACCAAUUGCUCUCUUAUAGUAUUAGCACCACACGAGUCAUCCUGAAUUGCUCAAAUCCUCUACUCGUUUGUCGUGAAAUCAUUAUGCCGCCAUUGCUUGGAGACGUAGCUUCAUGUAACCUGUUUCAUUUGAAUGGUGGAUUCAACAAGUGUGACACAUAUGGAUGGUUGUGCCAAAACGGAUGAAUUGAAGUUUAUUUCACAAUUGCCAGUUACCAUCUUGACUUCACAGCCUCAUUGGAAAGGCAAACUAGACCAGGUAUAAAGCAUCAGUCAGUUGCAAGCUGAACUACAUUGUACUGUUUGGUGGAAAUGUGGGUUUCUGGUCUGUCACUAUUUCUGAGUGAGCUUUGUGCCACCUCUCCCUGUAGUGUCACUUUUUUAAUUUGCAUAUACUUGAUGUGUGACCUUGUGACCUCACGUGGAUCAGUCCCUUAAAUGUACUUUUGAUUCUGUGUAUGCUUAUGUUGAAAAUAGACGUGCAAACUCACAGCUAUUAGAAUUUUUCCAAUUAUUGCUGCUGAAGGAGCAACUGACUUUCAAAUGUAGUUCACCAUUAAAAACACCUUUUUAAUUUCAUUUCAAAAUCAUUAUAUCCCAAACUCUCAAUCUCAUGAUCAGCCACAUUUUAAAGUCAGGCCUUUGUAUUUAUGUUCAUAAAUGUCUGUGCUUUUCUUUAAAUAUCAGCUGUUAUGUUCACCAAAUAAAGGGCUGUAUAUUGCCUGCUGGA